Cynara cardunculus var. scolymus (artichoke) is the source of this 1629-nucleotide messenger RNA. Its product is annotated as proline-rich receptor-like protein kinase PERK4. The transcript has 9 exons. Gene Ontology annotation, molecular function: protein kinase activity; ATP binding. Gene Ontology annotation, biological process: protein phosphorylation. Lineage: Eukaryota; Viridiplantae; Streptophyta; Magnoliopsida; Asterales; Asteraceae. Bases 1 to 1629 code for a protein of 542 amino acids. The record is from RefSeq and is a predicted model, not a curated record.
AUGGCUCCGGCCCCUCAAACUGCUCCCACUCCAAAGUCAUCUCGACCACCACCUUUUGGUUCUUCGCCACCACGAGGUCCGCCACGUUCCCCACCUCCUCCGUCUUCCUCCUCACCACCACCACGUUCCCCUCCGCCUCCCUCCUCCUCCUCACCACCACCACCACGCCACCAAUCUCCACCACCUCCCACCAGCAAGUUGCAUAAAUCUCAUAGCCACAAAACGCCUCAUAGAUCCACUGGUGGCUCAUCUACUAAUACAACUACUGAAGCGAUUAUUAUUGGCUUGGUUUUGGCUGGUUUUGUGUUUCUUGCUUUUGUCACCAUUUGUGUUACGUGCGGUAGGAGGAAGAGGAAGAAGCAGAAAGCGGAGGCUUACUAUAUGAAAUCAGCCCCAGGUGGAGACUACUACAAAAAUCAAUGGGCAGGUCCACCUCACGAGCAUUUGAUCAAAUUCAAAACACCAGGGAUGAUGGGUACUCCGGUGGGUGCCGGUGGCAGAUGGGCAACCUCACCAUGGUCUAAAACGACCGGCAACCUUUCAGCCUCGGCAGUGCCGCCGCCGAACAUGCCUCUUGCAUUCAGCAAGAGCCAUUUCUCAUAUAAUGAGCUAUCAGCGGCCACUGAUGGGUUCUCACAGUCGAACCUGUUGGGACAGGGUGGGUUUGGGUACGUGCAUAAAGGGGUUUUGCCUGAUGGGCGGGAAGUAGCUGUGAAGAGCUUGAAAUCAGGCAGUAAUCAAGGAGAACGAGAGUUUCAAGCAGAAGUUGAGAUCAUUAGUAGAGUACACCAUCGCCAUUUGGUGUCACUUGUUGGAUACUGUAUUGCCGAUGCACAGAGAAUGCUUGUCUACGAGUAUGUUCCUAAUAAGGCCUUAGACUUCCAUCUUCAUGGAAAGGGUUUUCCUGUCAUGAACUGGGAAACUAGGGUCCGUAUCGCGCUAGGAUCAGCCAAAGGACUAGCAUACCUACACGAAGAUUGCCAUCCUCGGAUCAUCCAUCGUGAUAUCAAAUCUUCCAACAUUCUCCUUGACCACAACUUUGAAGCAAAAGUGGCUGAUUUCGGAUUGGCUAAACUAUCAUCUGGGGAAGACACUCAUAUCUCAACUCGCGUUAUGGGAACUUUCGGGUACUUAGCUCCAGAGUAUGCUUCGAGUGGAAAGCUAACAGAGAAGUCUGAUGUAUUCUCAUUCGGGGUGAUGUUGCUGGAACUCUUGACCGGGAGGAAACCAAUCGAUCCUACCAGUAACCAAAUGGAAGAUAGCUUGGUGGAAUGGGCAGGGCCAUUACUUGCCAAGGCGUUGGAAGAUCAAAACUACAACGAGCUUGUUGAUCCACGGUUAGAAGGCAACUAUGAACCAAACGAGGUGGCUCGUAUGGCUUGUUGUGCUGCAGCAAGCAUUCGUCAUUCUAGUAAACAGCGCCCCAAGAUGAGCCAGAUCGUACGAGCAUUGGAAGGCAGUGGAUCGCUAGAUGAUAUCUUGAAACCACAACGAUCAGGUUCCAUGUCAAACUUGAACCAAAGCCAAGACACGCCAACUUCCAUCAUUUACGACACCAAGGCUUAUAACGACGACAUGAGGAAGUUCAAGGAGAUGGUAAACUCGAGCCAAGAGUUCACAAGCAACUAG